GUGGAAGCUUUAGUGACAAAGGGAAAUGAGCAUCUGGUGCAUCAUAUGGAGCUGCUCGGAUGCCAGAAUCCAGGAUAUGAUGUUGAUUUGUUGUACGAGGGUGACUGCAAUGAUCCGCGUAAACCAGUGGAGGCGCAUGGAUGCUCUACAGUCAUUGCUGCAUGGGCUAUGGGUGCUGGUCCUGUGAUUUACCCACGCGAAGCUGGGAUGCCGUUCGGUGGCCGAGAAUUUUAUCCUUUCGUGAUGCUUGAGGUCCAUUACAACAAUGUGGAACGGGUCGCUGGCAUGUUAGAUCGGUCUGGAUUCACAAUCAGCUAUACCGGUCAAUUACGUCAAUAUGAUGCUGCUGUGAUGGAACUGGGCUUAAUUUAUGGUGAUGCAAAUUCAAUUCCACCACACCAGAAGGCUUUUCCGUUGACUGGACAUUGUGUUGCCGAUUGCACUAAAAAGUUGCCAGCUGAUGGAAUUAAUGUUUUUGCUUCGCAACUUCACGCUCAUCUUUAUGGCCGAAAGCUGUGGACAUCGCAUUUCCGAGAUGGAGUGAAAAUUGGCGAAAUCAAUCGUGAUAAUCAUUAUUCACCGCACUGGCAGCGAAUUGAGAAUUUGCGCAAAAUUAUCAAAAUUAUGCCGGUUAGUGGUAGCUUACUUUGA
Messenger RNA from Gongylonema pulchrum, 651 nucleotides. NCBI's taxonomy places the organism in Eukaryota, Metazoa, Nematoda, Chromadorea, Rhabditida, Gongylonematidae. The record is from the annotation of a GenBank genome assembly.